Messenger RNA from Sebastes umbrosus (honeycomb rockfish), 1427 nucleotides. Its product is annotated as zona pellucida sperm-binding protein 3-like. Gene Ontology annotation, cellular component: extracellular matrix. Bases 21 to 1178 code for a protein of 385 amino acids. Gene Ontology annotation, molecular function: acrosin binding. The record is from RefSeq and is a predicted model, not a curated record. NCBI's taxonomy places the organism in Eukaryota, Metazoa, Chordata, Actinopteri, Perciformes, Sebastidae. The transcript is spliced from 9 exons. Gene Ontology annotation, biological process: egg coat formation; positive regulation of acrosome reaction; binding of sperm to zona pellucida.
AACGCACCUUAAUUGAUUAAAUGGGAAAGGAAAUGGCGAGCAGGGUAAAGCAUACCAGAUUCGUCUCGUUAUUCGUGGUUUUUCUGUCUGUCUGCUGCGUUUUCUUUGCAGAAAAAAGUGAUGUAGGAACUCUGGAAAGAGUCCAAAUAAGAUGUGGUGAAGUGGAAGUGAGAAUCACCGUAAAGCGAGAGUUUUUUGAGGAGAAACGUAUUCCGUUCAAACCUGGUAAUCUUCGGCUUGGAGCAAACUCAACACAGCAGGAGGAGGAGGAGGAGUCCUGCAGAGCAAAGGGACCUGUGUCUGACUCUGACUCUGAGCUGGUGGUCAUCAUCUCUGCAGGGCUACACGACUGUGGGACUGAGUCCAGUGUUCAUGGAGAGUGGCUUGUGUAUUCUAACCAGCUGGUACUGUCUCCUGCUGUGGUUCCCACCUCUACUACAGGCAGUGUGAUAGUUAAAGGUGCAGCUACUGUCAUCAUACCUGUCGAGUGUCACUAUAAGAGAAAGCAGACAGUGAAUGGAGAACCAUUAACCCCAACCUGGCUACCCAUGACAUCCACUAUCAGUGCAUUUGGCCUUCUGCACUUCUCCCUCCGCACCAUGGCAGAUGACUGUACCUCUCUACGUAGUUCCUCAGUGUAUCAGCAGGGGGAAGCAGUGUUUCUGGAGGCCAGCGUGGACGCCCCGCUGCACCCUCCUCUCGCUCUAUAUGUCGACUCCUGUGUUGCUACGCUGAAGCCGGACCCUCUCUCCUCGCCAAGCUACAAGUUCAUCACCAAGCAUGGAUGUCUUAUGGACAGCGUAUUGCCGGGGUCUUCAUCUAAAUUCCUCCCUAGGGAGCAAGAUAACAGACUGUGCUUCAGUGUCCAAGCCUUCCACUUCAACCAGUCGUCUGGGGAACAGAUGUUCAUCAGCUGCCACAUCAGGGCCACUCUGAAACAAAACUCACACAGCCACCUUGAUAAAGCCUGCUUCUUCCACAGGCCCACAUUCAGCUGGCGGGCCACAGAGGGAGACAAUGCUCCGUGUGGAUGCUGUGACUCUGAUGACUGCUUUAGACAGACUGGACACACAGCUAAACCAGAUACAGAAAAGAAGCAUGAGGCGGACACAACAGUUGGGCCACUUCUCACCCUGCCACGCUCCCAUUGGAUAGGCUGUCUGUCAGUCCAUCGCUAAAGAGCAAUUACAAUUAGGCUGCUGUGAAAGAGCGCAUUCAGCAUGUGGCACAGAGGAACGAGGCUGGGUGCCCCACAUGACCCACAACAGUAGAACCACUCUCAUUGCCAAGUGGACCCUUGGAGUUCAGAGUAUGCUGCGCUCUCAAUGGAUGUUAGAAGCUUGUUUGAAGUUUGAAUUUCUUAAUAAGGCCAACUAAUAGCUCAAUUGUAGAACCACCCUGUUCUAAAUAAGGGAUAAACAAGGAAA